Messenger RNA from Melitaea cinxia (Glanville fritillary), 863 nucleotides. RefSeq names its product prostamide/prostaglandin F synthase-like. NCBI's taxonomy places the organism in Eukaryota, Metazoa, Arthropoda, Insecta, Lepidoptera, Nymphalidae. The transcript is spliced from 7 exons. The coding region runs from base 1 to 618 and encodes 205 amino acids. The record is from RefSeq and is a predicted model, not a curated record.
AUGACUCCAGACAUAAAUGAAAUUGGAUCUAAAAAAGUGAAAAGUAUUCCUAGCGGUGAGUCGGUCGAGAUAAAGAGUUUUUGGCAGGAUCAAAAUGUCGCCAUUAUUUUCUUUCGUCGCUGGGGAUGUAUGUUCUGCAGGUUGUGGGCUAAGGAGUUGGGAGAAAUCGCACCGAUCCUCAAGAAGAAUAACAUAAGACUUAUCGGUAUUGGUGUCGAAGAUGCUGGUUCUAAGGAGUUUAUCGAUGGAAAGUUUUUCGAUGGAGAUCUAUAUUACGUCGAAGAUAGGUCAACAUAUCAAAUGCUCGGAUUUAAAAGAUUCAACGUGGUUUCCAUAAUCACAUCGUUGUUCUGGAAACAGUCCAGGGAGGCGAUAGCGAAAGGGAAAAGCAUGGGACUAGGUGGUGAUUUAAAAGGAGAUUGGGUGCAGACGGGCGGUGCUUUGUUAGUGGAAAAGGGCGGGAAAGUCCUCCGCCAUUUUGCGCAGACGGGACCGAGUGAUCAUUUGUCGAAUAAAGAUAUUUUGAAGCUAUUCGAUUUGGAAAAUGAAUAUAAAGCAGAGACAAUGGCAAACCAGAAACGAGAAGAGAUGGAGUGCAAUACAGAGGCGGCAUCAUAAGCCAUGGCGAAUGAUUCUACGGGAGUGCCCUCUUACUCCCAUACACAAUAUAUGGGCUGAGAGACGAUGUAAGCAAAGCCAGGUCUAAUUACUAGAGUAUUAAUCUAAUUUUAUUAAAAAUUAAAUGUGUUUUAUACGGUGAUGGUGUAAAUUAUACAUUUGUGGCCGUGCAAGUGAUAUCAAAGAGACGGUGUGAAGAUUUAAUAUUAAAUAUAAUGCUAAAAUAUUUAACAAAUAAUUUGAAA